This is a messenger RNA of Bactrocera oleae (olive fruit fly), 5467 nucleotides long. RefSeq names its product centrosome-associated zinc finger protein CP190 (gene Cp190). The record is from RefSeq and is a predicted model, not a curated record. Gene Ontology annotation, molecular function: DNA-binding transcription factor activity, RNA polymerase II-specific; protein binding. Gene Ontology annotation, biological process: regulation of transcription by RNA polymerase II. Gene Ontology annotation, cellular component: nucleus. Lineage: Eukaryota; Metazoa; Arthropoda; Insecta; Diptera; Tephritidae.
UCAGCGUUAAGUCGCCAUAUUGGUUCUUGUUUUCGGAAAAUGUUAAACGACGAGUAAUUUUUUCGUUUUCUCUGCAUUUUCGUAAGAUUCAUUUUCAUAGCAGCGGUAUAGCAAAAGACAAAAGCAGAUUAAAAUAAAUUUGCCACAAUAAUAAAUGUUGUAAACAUUUUGCAUUCGAAUUUUGACGUUUUGUAACGCCAAGCCGUUAAGAUUUAUCAACAACUAUCAUAAAUCAUACAAGAAACGAGAGUGGAAGUGAGAAAAGUAAAUCAAUAAAAUUUUUAAAAUAUAAAUUUGGAUAAAUUUAUAACAAUACUCUAUGGUAGAUAUUUAUUAUAGUUUAAACUGUAUUGGAAUUAAUUAAUGUGGUAGUUGUUUUUAUUGUAAGAACUUUUGGUAGUGCUACCUCCAAUAUAUCUAUAUGGCUAUUGCAGUACAGUUUCUCGUACUUUGUAUGAGUACACCGAUUUAGUUAAGUUCUGUAAAGAAAGUGAAUAUAUGUAUAGGCACACAGUGGGGUAUGAUCGUUUCUGAUUUUAAUGUGCUUUUGGUAGAACUUUACUUUCGCUUUAUUUUGAACACUACACUACGCUAAAAUUUUUGUCCAUGCAUACAAAGUGAAUUUGUGUUGAAAUUUCUGUUCUAAUCUCGAAAGUUGCACCAUUGCUAUGGGUGAAAUCAAGUCGGUAAAAGUGGACAACUGGGGAGUCUUUUUCCUUCAGAAACUACAAAAUUUCUUCAACAAGACGGACUACUGUGAUCUUACAUUACAGUUUCGAGACAAUUCCCAAUUGAAGGUUCACCGCUUAGUUCUUAGUGCUUGCACAGAUUAUUUUAAUGUACUGGAGCAAACAUGCGAAAUGGUAGACGAUGCGCUCAUCAUGCCUAAUGAAUUACAAGCCGAUGUUGUUGUACCCAUUGUCAACUUCAUGUACACGGGGACAUUAGAAUUUGAACUAAAGAUGUACGGUAAGCUGUUACGAACAGCCAAGGAUAUGAAUAUGACAGUUUUACUUAAGUUGCUAGAAGCACAUCGUCGUACAAUGGAGGGUGUAAACCGCAUGCAACGGCCGCCUAGCCCAAAACCAUUACGUCGUCGUGUGCCUGUGGCUGGAAUUUUGCCUUCACAGCAACCCGGCGUUCAACAACGUCGUAUAUUAACAUCGCCAAAUAGUGUUUCUGGUGUUCAGCGCCGCAUUGCGACAAAAUCGGUUAGUACAAAUGCUUCGUCAUCAACUCCUGCAACUGCACAAAGUCAAUACCGCCAACAGAUAGGGUCAACUUCUCUAAUAAAAACAAAUAAUGGAAAUAACUCUAAUACAAGUCAGAGUCGAACACAAUUUGCCAAUCAAUCCAUGCAAGAAUCACAUCAAACUACUAUUAAACAAGAGCCAGAAGAGCCAUCAGUGACGUCUCCAUUUGAACAGCUACGUAAAGGUUAUAACAAUAAUAAACGACCUGCCAGCAAUACUCUGAUAUCACCGCCAACAAAAAAAUUAAAUAUUGAAGAUGUAAAAGAAUUUGCCGAACAACAGCGAAUGAGAAAACAGAUUGCUGCGGAAUACGGUGAUGAUCAAGGAGAGUAUGAAAACAGUAUGAUGGAAGAUGACAUACAUAAUGAUGACGAUGACGACGAUUUAGCGACUUCAUCUGCCACAGCUACAUCAGCUGCCAUGCAACCAUCCACAUCGCGUCAAACGCAAUUGAAACAUGGUGCCACCACCAUCACCAUUAACCAAAAUGAAAAGCCGCCUACUAUUGUGGUCAAGGAUAGCUCCAAUUCCAAAAUGAAUCAUGCUAAAAUAAUCAAAGAAGUACUGCGUCAGUAUCCGCAUUUAGUAAAGAGUAAUAAAAAUAUAAAGUUGAAGAUAAUGCCUAGCUCUGGUGACCAACCACAAAAGAUUAUUGUAAAGAAAGAGCAAUUGGAAAGCAUUACUAGUAAUGCACAAAGUCAGUCUUCGUCACCAUCGCAAUCAGUGCUGCGAGGACAAGCUUCAUCACAAACUUUAUUGAAACCAAUGGAGAAGUCUCAAAAUAAUGUGAAUCAAACAGUCUCGCAGCAGCCAGCACUACCGAAAGUAUCACCACCAACCACAUCAGCAAAACCUAUCAAUGUGAGUGUUGGCAACGUCGCAAUGUCAUCCGCAGCUCCCGCACAAAAACGCCGGAUAGAUAGUAAAACGAUGCAUGCAUUAAUUGCAUUAGGCGCAGAAAACACCACUGGUCCUUGGUUGUGUCUACGUUGUGGAGUUAAUGGUCGUCCAAUAAGUAUUCCAUCAUAUCGCGGUUUUCGUCGCCAUUUGAUCAACACACACAAAGAACAAAUCGAUCCAGCUCUAUGUGAGCAUUGUGGCUGUCGUUCAAGCACUAAACGUGAACUACAUUUUCACAUGGAAGUUGAGCAUAAGGUAAAGACUACUUCGUACACUUUCCCGCAAUGCUUGUUGUGUUCUAACGCAUUUUUAGACACAAACGCACUAAAUAAACAUAUGGUUGAAGCACAUCCAGAUGAAAAUAAACAGCAAUGCAUUUAUUGUAAUAAAAUAUUUGCACGUGAGCUACAAUUAUAUAACCACAUGAAAACCUACCACAAAAAGCAGGCUUUAGAAGACGGCAUUAUAGAUUAUUCAGAUGAAGAAUUUUCGGAAUCACAAGACGCCGGUGAAGUUAUAAGAGCACCAGACAUUACAUCAAAAGAAAAGAAGGAGUCAAAGAUUAAAAUAAUCUCCGAUAUUAGUUUACCCAGCGCCGGAACAAUUAUCAAUAUGGAGAGCAGUAACAUGUCUUCUGGCAUAAAUGCACAAGUUGGAAUUAUAGGUGAGCAGCAAGAAUUUAUGGAAACAAAUGAAAGCUCAGUUAUAGCUUCCGAACCGAAAUUCGUUACUGUUGAUGGCAACGAAAUGGUCUUGACAGAUGAACAACGUCAGGAGAUAAUGGCUCAAUUGAACCAAGAUCAUGGUACUGGUGGGGUCGUUAUGGUAUUGAAUGAACCAACUGAGUAUGCUGCGGAAACAACCGCCAUAAGUGAUCAUCUCCCCAAUUUGGAAAGCGGCAGUGGUGAAAAGGAACAGGUAACACAGGAACCGAACCUCGAAGUUGAACCAGAGCAUGAAGAUGAAGCAAUGGAUGAAGGAAUUGGAAAUGCAGCAGCUGAAAAUUCAACUGCAGUUGAAGAAUUCGACGACAGUCUAAUUUAUAGAGAACUCACUGAUACACAGAACACGCAUGAUGAGGAAGCAGAAGGAACUUCAGACGUAAUCAGUGCCACAGCAAGUAAUGACGAUAAAAGAAACACUUCCGGCGGGGGUGCAUUAGACGAGAGCAAGGAAUCAAUAGAGAACUUAGAAUGGGCUGAAAACUUGAUCAGUGCCCACGAGAUGGCUGACCAAGAAAUAGAAGCUAAGAAACAUGUAAAGGAAAAUAAAGAUGCUGACGCAAUAAACCAAAAGCUAAAAGAAUUGACUGGCGACUGGUCAGAGGACGAAAACGAUGAAGAGCAAGAAGUUGCUGCAGCUACUCCAAACUCAGAAGUAGACGCAACAGAAGAAUCUUCAGCUGUUGUUGAAAAUAUAUUGGAAGAAAAAAAUAAUCCCAUUGAAUCAAAGCAAAAGCAAACUAUGGAAGAAAAUGUUGAAGUUGCUGCAAAUGUGGACAAUAAAUCCAUGGAACAAGAUACAGCCGACACAGAAAGUGAUAUCGCAGGUACACGUGAAGACAAUGCAAUUAUUCAAGAUGAUAAUCCCACAUACACAAAUGUGAACGUAGACGAUGCCAAGGGAGAUGAAGAUGAUUUAGAUAUGCUAAUGAAAAAUUUACAUAAGGAGGACACAGAUGCAACUGAAAUAGAAGGCGAGGAAAAAGAGAACGAAGACCAAAAAAUGGAUGAAAGGCCUGUUGAGGAUCUUGAAGUAGCAACACAAAAUGAAGAUAUUGCGGCUUCUUCGAAAGACGCGACAGCGAUCGAAUCUGGCAACAUAUCACAAGAAGAAAGUAAAACAGAUAACACUAUUAUUGCUGGUGUCGCCAGUGACGGUUCUCUUCAGCUUGAUAUGCUGGAAGAACUUAAUAUAAAAGAAGAAUUCAUUUCAGAAAGCUCUUCAGCAGAAGCUAAAGUAGCAAAAGCAUCGAGCGUGGACCCUUCAGAACCUUCUACAACAGAGGUAAAAUCAACUGAAUCAAUUGGAACCACUGAAGUAAACGAAGAUACUGAUGCAGAUGGAGUUACUGAGGAGAUGCCUGAUAACAGAGUUGAACGUGAUAAAGAUAAUAGUAAAACUGUAGAAGAAACCAUAAAAGAUGUUCUUCCAGAAACCAGUGAAGCUAACAAAGAUAAUGUUGAAUCAAUAAAAACGUCAGAACGCCUAAGCAGUCUUAUUAGCGAAUGGGGUGAAGAUGAGGAGGAAGACGAGCAAACAGCAGCUCCUCCCGCAGCUCCGAUCACAACAGAGGAAGAGGGAACACUAUGAGAUCUAGAGUUAAUUGCAAUGUAAGUUUUUAAUCGGAAUAAGAAUGAUGAAAUAUGCAUAUGUACUUUUAGAUAAACAUGCGUUGGCGCAAUACAAUACGCAUAUAUAAAUAUUUACAUAAUAAUUAAGCUGUUACAUUAUUUUAUAACCACUAAAUAUGAAAUAAAAUCCGUGCUAACGUUGCUCUAUAAAUUAAUUGAAUAUAACUUUAUCCAAGAUUUACUUCUGCCAUAAUUCGAGUUUGGCAAAUGCAUUCUUUUGUUUAAAUUUGUUUAAUUGAUUUAUUUGAGAGCAGAAUGAAGAAGAUUCAAUCUUCAAUAAUUAAUAUUACAAAUAUUCUAUAACUAUUGUUUGUUUUAUAAAUAUUUAAUUUGCAUCAAAUGUAUGGAAAUUUAAAAAAAAUCCGCAAAUGGAUUAAUCUAUUCUAAUGUCUUGUUUUUUCAUCAAAAAUCAAAAAUAAAAAUCAUGUAACUUAGAGUAUUGUAUAUAAAUUUAUGAAUCACAAUAAUAUAUUGCAAUUAACAAAUUUAAUUAUAAGUACAUACCUAGCCAUUCUUAAAAAUGAUAUAAACAAUAAUAACAAAAAAUAAUUUUUGUUUAUUCAUCACGUCCUUGCGUAUAAAUACACAAGAAAUUAAUAAUAAGGAUUUUAGCUCAGUUUGCCCGAGAUUAAUUUUUAGAAUUAUUUACUAACAUAGUCUAUGAAUAUUUUAAUUUAAUUGACGGUUUUAGAUAGUUUUGGUAAUAGAGUGAAUUUCCUUUUCAUUUCCAUUUACAUAAAUAAAAUAACCACAUAUCCACAAUCAAAACGGAAAUUGUAUACACGAUUAAAUGUAGCACGAUGUAUUAACUUAUUUUCAUAAUUCUAUUAAAAGCUCGAAGUGUGGUGAAUCAGUUGUCAAUAUAACGUGAAAAUAGCUGUUAAAAAGUCAGUUCUAAAAGAAUAUUUGUUGCAAGAAUUAAAAAAUAAAUAGUGAGUGAAACACCAGUUUAUAAGUUUA